ACGCGCAGUGAGCGCGCACUGCAGAGAGCGGCCGCUGACGGACUGCUGCUGGUGCUGCUGAGAUGACGGCCAGCCGACGCGACCUCCACCUCGCCUCGCGCUGAACGACCGACGGACGGACGGACGGCCAGAUGGAGGACGAGCGCAAGCAGCACAAGUUCAUCUCGUUCCUGUUCUACCAGGCGGUGCGCGACCUGAAGCCUGUGUGGAUGCUGGAGGACAUGCGCACCAUGGAGACCUUCUACUGGGAGGAGGACGCCAAGCAGAGGACCUACAGCCCGUCCGAGGCGCUGCUCUACGCGAUCGUGCACGACCACCGGCCGUACGCGCAGUACCUGCUCAGCCGAUUCUCGGACGAGGCGCUGGAGAUGCCGGGAGAGCGCUUCUGCUGCUGCCCGUCCUCAGCGCCGCACCUGGCCAUGGCCGUGCGUUACGACCGGCGCGACAUCCUGGCGCACAUCCUGCAGGUGGCGCAUCGGCUGCCCGGCCUGCGCUCCUAUAUGAACCGCGGCGGCUGCUUCCACCUGGAGGAUGGCAAGACCCCUCUCCACCUGGCCUGCGAGCUGCUGCGCGCGGACGCAGUCAUGCUGCUGCUAGGCAACGGCGCGUCGCCGCAGGCCGAAGACCACAACGGCAUGACGCCGCUGGACGUGGUGCUGCAGCAGCUGCGGGACUCGAAGGCGAACGUCGGCGCCAAGAAGUCGUGCCUGGAGAACCUGCUGAUGUUCAUGCCGGAGAUGCGCUUCAAGAUGAAGAGCUCGCUGCAGAAGGAGCGCCAGUGCUGGAGCAAGGUGCUCGGAGAGGACAAGCUCAACUACCUCAUCGGCCGCGAGCCCGCGCCGCUCUUCCUCAUCGCGAUGCGCCGGAUCCUCGCGCAGCUGCCGCCCGAGCAGUUCCCGAGCAGCCUGGACAAACUGCCCAUCCCGGCCGCGCUCAAGCCGAGAGCGCACCGCGGCCGCCUGUCGGUGGCGUAGAGCCGCGCGCGUCUGCCUGUUUGUUUGUGUGCGCGAGCCUGUGGCGUGACGUGUGCGACGGACGAACGAAAGCGUCGCGGUCACGAGCGCACGUCAGCGAUACCGUCUUCCUGUCUGUUGUCUUCUCGUCUCCUCAGUUUCAGACUCUGUCGUGUAUAUAUGAAUUAUUGAUCAGCAUCAGGUCAUGAACGCGCAGCUUUAAUACGCGACACAAAUAUGCAAAGCGUGCUGUAUUCAUGAGCUGAGCAGGACACCUCAUCAAGACCAGGAGCUGGACUCAUGAAAGCAUCAUGGUGUGUGUGUGUGUGCGUGUGUGUGUGUGUGUGUGUGUGUGUGUGUGCGUGUUUGUGACCCAGAACACAUCUUCUGUCUUCAUUGAAAGUGUUUUUACUCCACAUCUCUGUGACAGAUUCCCUCAUUCAGCAGAAAUCAGUGAUCCAUCCCACAUGACUAUAUACUACAGUGAACACUACAGUGCUUAUGGUUACACAGCAACUAUAGUCAUAGAAACAAAUGACCCAACACUGAAGUUUUCUACAGCUAUAGGGUAUAUUGCAUUACAAUCAAACCCCACAGUUUACUAUAGUAAAGACUAAAGUACACUACAGCGUUUACUACAGUUGAUCAGUUCACUGUACUGCAGUAUGCUGGAGCACUCACCAACAAAGAGUUGUAAAUACUGUAAUAUAUACAGUAACACACUUCACUACAGUAUGAUGACAGAACAGUGGUAUUUACUAUAGUAUUGUUUCAUGCUGGAUGAGGAUGAAUCAGCUGAACAAUCAUUUAUUAUGUUCUUGUGCCAAAUUUAAGGCUCAUUCAGAGCAUCAUGCUGACAUUGGGCACUCUCAGAAUAAAGGUACACGAUGGUGCAAAUAAUCUGCCUUGAGGAUCAGUUCUGUCCCUGAUGAAGGCACAGUAUUGUAUCUGCAGGUAUAUUUUGGUUUCCCAUGGUUCAUAUCAUGUCCUUAAAGGUACAAACUGCAAUGGUACACAUUCGUUUCUUUGCCUUAAGAUACAAUUCUGCCCAUAAUAAGGUACCGCCCCAGUGACAAGGGUUUGCACCUGCUUUGGUACAACACUGUACCAGUUUUCUCUGAGAGUGUGUAUAAUGAACAGUAAUGUAUUAAAGGGACCGUUCACAAAACAAGAUAUACUGAAGAACAAAUCAGCUGUUGACUCCAGAGCAGGAAUAAUAAACACUACAGAAGUCAAUGGCUGCGUUCUCCAACAUUCUUCAGAAUAUCUUCAGCUGUGUUCAGCAGAACUCACCCAGGUCUGGAAGAUGAUGAGACUUCACAUUUCUGGCUGAGCUGUGCCUUUAGGUGACACAAUCUUCACUAUAUUCAUUUACAACCUCCCAUAAUUGACUAAUGUUGUGAAGUUUGGCUCUGGAGAAAACAAGAUGAAGAUAAUCAGAGUCCAGACGGUCCAGAUCGACCAGCCAAACCCGUGUCUGACAGCAGAGCCUGAGGCAGAGGUGGCUCAUUCCACAAUUAUAAUCCACACAGUUCAUGAUGAAACUAUACCGCACAUAUUAGAGCGGUGUGGACAGAUGUUCUACAGCAAGCUCUUCUGGACAGCUGAAACAAACACUGGAAGAGAUGAUAAUGAGAAAUGAUCAUCCUUGACAUUAUAAUUCUGAUCAGUAUUGACCCUGCUGAUUCCUGAGACGGGACUGAACAGCUCUGCCAACUAUUGACUGCUGUUUGGUGUAUAAAUAACUCAGUCAUCAUUUCAAUAUGACCCAUUAUGAGGAAUCAACAACACAACUGUCCUCUUCAACUGAACUGACAGUGGUCCACAGUGAGGGUCCCGUCCUUCAUAUGCAAUCAAACUGAUAGGAGGAUUAUUGGACUUAUUAAAUGAUCUUGAUUUAUGAAAUGCAA
Danio aesculapii is the source of this 2863-nucleotide messenger RNA. RefSeq lists its product as uncharacterized. NCBI's taxonomy places the organism in Eukaryota, Metazoa, Chordata, Actinopteri, Cypriniformes, Danionidae. Gene Ontology annotation, molecular function: protein binding. The record is from RefSeq and is a predicted model, not a curated record. The coding region runs from base 132 to 974 and encodes 280 amino acids. The transcript has a single exon.